Molecule: messenger RNA, 3224 nt
Organism: Oncorhynchus mykiss (rainbow trout)
Lineage: Eukaryota; Metazoa; Chordata; Actinopteri; Salmoniformes; Salmonidae
Source: RefSeq, a predicted model, not a curated record
UUUCUGUUAUCUCUGAAGGGACUGAGAAUGUUUGCCUUGCAAACACAAUUAUAGUCUGCCUAACAUUAAGUGGUGGUAUAAAGUCAAAGGACUACAUUGGCAUGCUGGAACAAAGCCUCCUCUGUGUCAUUGAUGCUACUAUCCAAGUGCUCUCUGAUAGGCCUGUUCUGAAGCAAAUCUCUGGUUAAUGCAAUCUGGGGUCCUUGGUACGUCCCUACCGUAACCAUAACUUAUACCUAACCUUAACCAUUUUAAAUGUCAACUUCAAUUUGGUAUGGAUGUCCCAAGGAUCCUGGAUAGCAAUGGACCAAAUGCUGUAGGCCUACCUGCCUGGGGGAAUCGUAUAGUUUGGUCUAUUAACGCGUGCAAUAGCUGACACGUCGCAAGGAAAUGAGGCAAAGGCACAAUGAGCAUGCGUGUCACUGCAGUUCAGAAAGUUAUUGUGAUGUGUGAUGCACGGCCCUGUUCUUUCUCCCUAUUGAGCCUGUCAUUAUCAUUCCCCUGAUUUGGCUCUUUUCUGUCUCUCCCUUUGCUUUCACUAACUGCCGGUCAUUAGCACCCCUUACAGUGUAUGUGUGGCAACAACAUGUCUCUGCCGCUGCUUGCCGAGGCUGUGACGGUGUCUGGGACAGAGAAGGAGACCGCUGCGGUGAUCUUCCUUCAUGGUUUGGGUGACUCAGGGCAUGGCUGGGCAGAUGCCAUGACGGCUAUCCGACUGCCACAUGUAAAGUAUAUCUGCCCCCACGCGCCCAGAAUCCCCGUCACUCUCAAUAUGAAGAUGACCAUGCCCUCAUGGUUUGACCUGAUGGGUCUCAGCCCAGAUUCUCCAGAGGACGAGGCUGGCAUCAAGAGGGCAGCGGAGAACAUCAAGGCCAUAAUCGACCAUGAGGCAAAGAAUGGGAUACCCGCCAAUCGUGUGCUGCUUGGAGGGUUCUCUCAGGGUGGGGCUCUGUCCUUGUAUACCGCUCUCACCUGUCAGCAGCAAUUGGCGGGCGUGGUCGCUCUCAGUUGCUGGUUACCGCUUCACAAGAGUUUCCCACAGGCGGCGAGCGCCAGUGGGAACAGAGACAUGCCCAUACUGCAGUGUCAUGGGGAGAUGGACCCCAUGAUCCCAGUGCAGUUUGGGGCCAUGACGGCCGAGAAGCUCAAGGUCAUCGUCAACCCUCAGAAAAUCACCUUCCGGACCUACCCGGGACUCAUGCACAGCUCCUGUCCUCAGGAGAUGGCAGCAGUGAAGGAAUUCAUUGAGAAGCAGUUGCCCCGAAUCUGACCUCACCUCAACCCCAUUGUGACCCUUAAACACUGACUUCUCACCUCUGACCUGCCAUUCUCCCACUGGAAACAGCCAUGAGCACUGCCCCCUCCCUCCCCAUACAUACACAGUAACACUUACUUUCACAUAUCAUCAUCAUAUACACACAAUACAUUCCAUAAAAAUCCAACCAACGCACAUUAUACUGGACACACCAUUUAUAAACGCACAUUUGUUAACACACUGAAGUGCACACACAAGUCUUACCUUUUUGAGCGAGAAUCACACACUCGCACAGUACAUUCCCCUAGGAUUCUUUUCUCUCUUAUCCAACCCGCCAUUGUCCCCUCUUUCUUUCUCUCAAUCUCUCUCCUCCUUUCACAACCUCCACUCCUGUUUCCCUCCUAUGCUGUGUGUGUCAGUGAAGCAGUUAGUGUGCAGGUGGCCCUGUUGCUAGAUGCCACCCGGUGUCAGAGAGCCUGGCUCAGGUUCAGCAGCCUGUGGUUCUGGUCCUCAGGCCCCGAGGCCUGGUGCCGUCUGGAGUGACUCUGGUGCCGUCUGGAGUGACUGGUGCCGUCUGGAGUGACUCUGGUGCCACGCUGCUCUGCAUGCUGUUCCCAACGGGUUCACGGCCACUGGUGGGGUUGUGGUCACACCCCAGCUACCCAUGGGAUGCCCCUGUUACUCCUGGGUGCCCCUACUUGUGCUGAUUCAAAUAUCUGACAUUAUUAUUAAAAUAAAUAAAUAAAGGAAACCUAUGGAUCAUUACUUUUGCCGCCAUCUUCUGUUCUUUACCGCAAUUUAGGGCUAUUGAUGAUGUGGAUAAAGUGUACAUUUUAUGAUUUAUUUUGUUUGACAUGAAUGGGAAUGAUAACAAAACUGAAGUGGCAGGAUUUCAUAAAAAUGUAUUGACUGACAAAUAUUAAAAUGUUGAAUUACAUGAACCUUAAAUGGCUUAGGGCUUUAAAAAAAUCCUAGAAAUGAAAGCUAAACCUAGAUUGGUCGUGUCUCACACCAGAUGGAACCAGACCAGGACAUAAAGUGUAGUAGACACAACUGGACUCAUUUGACUGCAGCUCUUCCUAGCUGUUCCCUCUCAGCAUCUAGCAUUUGACCAGUGAUUCAAGUUCCAUUCCAUCCAUGUGUCCAGCACAAAUCAGUCUCGGCUCUCACGCUGACAGGUCAUUUUUACAGUCGGAACAAAACCAUUUACUCAUUUGACAACUUACUGGCACCCACUAGUAAAGUGUGAAAAGGUCAGAGUUAACUCUGAAAAUGGUUAUACACUGGGAAGGCUUUGAUAGAAAGAAGCUGUUCCUUUUAAUUGAAGGGUGAUUUUUAAAAAGCAUUAAUCUUGAACAACUUGUGGCUCUUGGGUGUAUGACUUUUAACUGAGUUAGUGUGCUAAAAUAAGAUGUUCUGUCUUUUCCUUUUGUCAAUGUUUUCUCUCUUUAUGAUGACCUAUUCUGUGUUACUGAAACCUCAUUUAAAAGGGUAGACAUUGGAGAAUAAAAAAAUCUGUAUUGAUUGUUCCGCUAUUUAAUGAAUGUCUCUUACUCCUUAAUUUGUCUCCUAUGACAUCUUUCCCCAUGUCAUCUUCCUUGACCCAACACAUCUGUUGUGACUUUUCACUUGUACUAGUGGGCUACAUUUUGUAUUUUCUCUGUUCCUUUCUCUUUUCUUUGUCUUCCAUCCCUUUUUUGCCUUCUAGUCCCAUCCUAUCACCAUUCCAUGUGGGACAAGGUUGGAUAUGUUCUCCUGAGUUGUACUUUGUCUUUGUUAGAAUUUUUACAGUUGUGACUCAUUUUGAUCUGUCAUUUUGUCUCAAUGUGUUUGGUCACUUUGUCAUCUCAUCUUUGUGUCUGUUAAUUUGACUGGCUAAAACAUGUUGAGUGACUGCCUGUCCCUCAGGUUAUUUUAUUUUUCCAAGACACCUGUAUGUGUGGAAUAAAUGAUGCAAAUAACAACAGUG